This is a messenger RNA of Papaver somniferum (opium poppy), 609 nucleotides long. RefSeq lists its product as uncharacterized. Lineage: Eukaryota; Viridiplantae; Streptophyta; Magnoliopsida; Ranunculales; Papaveraceae. The transcript is spliced from 2 exons. Bases 1 to 609 code for a protein of 202 amino acids. The record is from RefSeq and is a predicted model, not a curated record.
AUGGAAACACAAUGUGGAGUCUGCGGAAGAGGAGAAGAGACGAUAGAACACCUAAUCUUUGAGUGUAUACAUGCCAGAUCAGUGUGGAGAUCCAUUAAUAUAGACAUAGAUGCAGUUAAAGCUAAUUGUAGCAGUGUUUCUGAAUGGGUUCUAAGCUGGUUUAAUGGAAGUAGUACUGGUAUGGAUGAACGCUUGUUGUUCACAUGUAUGAUUGGUGCUUGGAUCAUAUGGAAAGACAGAUGUGAGAAGAUAUUUCAGGGAGUGAAUCUAAACCCUAUUUCCACAACCAGUAGGAUACAAUAUCAUUUAAGUUCUCACCUGCAUGAAAAUUUAAUUUGUAGUCCGUACAACAUUAAUACUGCCAAGUCUAAUUGGUUGCCUCCUACACAAGGCAUUGCUAAAUUUAACGUUGACACAUCUUUUGAUCAUAAUACUAAUCAGAAUGGUACUGGUGUUGUUUUACGUGAUCAUGCAGAGAUGAAUCUGGAUGAUAUACAAAUAGAGGUUGAUGCUCAAGUAGUAAUAAAAGUUGUUAAUGAAGACCCAUGGGUAGCUGAUGCUCAAGUAGUAAUAAAAGCUGUUUAUGAAGCCCCAUGGGUAGCACAAUGA